AUGGACCCCAAAACUACAGGAACACAAGAGCCGUACGUGGUUGAGACGAAAAGCCACGAUGCCGAGCUCCAGCCUGAGCGGAAGCACUCGAUCACAGGCGAUGUUUUCCUCCACGAUCAUGGCGCAGAGACAGAACUGCGUCGUAUCCUCAGCACCAGACAUUUGACCAUGAUUGCCCUUGGGUCUUCCAUUGGCAUGGGUCUCUGGCUGGGAUCUGGUAGCUCCCUGAUCAAGGGCGGUCCUGCUGGUAUCUUCCUUGGCUACGUGCUCUCUGGUUUUAUGAUUUGGUCCGUGUCGCACUCUAUCGGCGAGAUGGCCGUCAUGUACCCUCUCCCUAGCGCCUUCGUUCAGUGGUCCGGCAAAUUCAUUGACCCGGCAUGGGGCUUUGCUGUUGGCUGGGCAUACUGGUUUAACUUCGUCAUCACUAUUGCCAACGAGCUGCAAGCUGCCAACACUGUGCUGCGCUUCUGGACAACAGACGUGCAUGUCGCGGCCUGGAUGGUGAUCUGGUUUGUGGUCAUCGUUGCUGUCAAUGUCGGUGCCGUUACUGUCUUCGGCGAGAUCGAGGUUAUUGCUUCCACUAUCAAAUUCUCGUGGAUCUUUGUGGUCAUCAUCUCUUGCAUCGUCAUCUCCGCCGGCGGCGGGCCCGUCGAUGAAGGCUACCCAAUCGGCUUCCGCUACUGGAACUCAACCCCCUUCACGCACGGCUUCAAAGGCUUCCUCGCCGUCAUGCCAACCUGCAUCUUCGCCAUGGCCGGCUCCGAGAACGCCGGACUCGUCGCCGCCGAAACCGCCAAUCCCAAAAAAUCCGUCCCUCGCGCCGUCGGCUCAAUCUGGAUCCGCCUCGCCACCUUCUACCUCAUGGGCUCCCUGAUGGUCACCAUCACUGUGUCUCCCUUCGAAGAAGACCUCUUCGGCGGCACCGGCACAAAUGCGUCCCCGUUCGUGAUCGCGUACCGCAAUGCCGGUAUACCUGUGCUAGCACAUUUCAUGAACGCGAUUAUCCUGCUGUCCGUCAUCUCCACCGGCACAAUCAGCGGCUAUGCAGGUGCGAGAACGGCCAUGGGUCUAGCGUACCUCGGCAUGGCGCCCCAGCAGUUCAAGAAGGCGGACAAGUUGGGUCGUCCGUGGUGGGCGCUCGUGCCCACGCUUACCGUUGGGUUCGGAUUGGCUUUCUUGAAUGUUUCUGAGGAUGGGAAGACGAUCUUUGGCUGGUUCUCCAGCUUGACGUCUUGCUUCACCCUCUUCGGAUGGGGCAUGAUCUGCCUCAGCCAUAUCCGCAUGCGCAAGGCGUGGAAGCUGCAGGGUCGCAGGGUCGAAGACCUGCCAUGGAAGACAUGGACAUGGCCUUAUGGUGCUUGGUUUGGGUUCAUCACCUGUGUAAUCCUCCUCGGCGUCCUCUUCUACCUCGCCGUCUGGCCCCUCGGCGUCACGCCCAACGCCGAGGACUUCUGGGCGUCGUACAUUUCGGUUCCACUGAUUCUGGUACUGUACAUCAUUGGCAAGGUCAUUUACAAGACUCCGUUCUUGGUUGAUUUGAAGACGGUGGAUUUGGAUUAUGGACGACGGUUCUAUGCGGAGGAUGUGGAGAAGAGUGGCAAGAAGGGGAAUGUUGCUGUUCGGGGGCUUAAGUCAUUUUUCAAGUGA
This is a messenger RNA of Cyphellophora attinorum, 1647 nucleotides long. RefSeq names its product Cationic amino acid transporter 1. The record is from RefSeq and is a predicted model, not a curated record. Gene Ontology annotation, biological process: amino acid transmembrane transport. Bases 1 to 1647 code for a protein of 548 amino acids. The transcript is spliced from 5 exons. Gene Ontology annotation, molecular function: amino acid transmembrane transporter activity. Gene Ontology annotation, cellular component: membrane. NCBI's taxonomy places the organism in Eukaryota, Fungi, Ascomycota, Eurotiomycetes, Chaetothyriales, Cyphellophoraceae.